Messenger RNA from Drosophila albomicans, 3408 nucleotides. Its product is annotated as F-box/LRR-repeat protein 20. Gene Ontology annotation, biological process: SCF-dependent proteasomal ubiquitin-dependent protein catabolic process. Gene Ontology annotation, cellular component: SCF ubiquitin ligase complex. The record is from RefSeq and is a predicted model, not a curated record. The transcript is spliced from 9 exons. Lineage: Eukaryota; Metazoa; Arthropoda; Insecta; Diptera; Drosophilidae. Gene Ontology annotation, molecular function: protein binding. The coding region runs from base 464 to 2449 and encodes 661 amino acids.
CAACAAAAUAAAUUAAAAUAAAUAACAACAAAAAAAAUGCAAUUCAACUGCCAAGUUUGCGGUGUCUACAAAAGUUAAACGAACGCCGCAAAUUAGAAUACGUGAUUUCAAGAAACCGGGAGAGAAAGAGAGAGAGGAGCGCAACGUCCUCUCUUUGCCUCACAAGACAUUGAUGGUUUGUUUUUGUUAAGCAAACAAAACAAAACAGAAGAAGAUAGCGAAGAGCAAAGGGAAGCGACGCGCAGCGCAUCAUCAAAAGACGCAAUUUGUGAAUAAUUUAAUCGUGCAUUCACACGAAGACAGCGCGAACAAAAGUCCACAGUGAGCAGAGCAGCGACGCUGCGUAAGUGAGUGAGUGAGUGAGACGAGUGAUAGACGCUUCACACACAAAGAGAGCGCAUCGGAAGAGAGAGAGUUGAAAAGAGUUGAAGCUUUCGCAAGAGAGACUUACGCAUCUCGCUUAAUGUUUGCGCGCAGCGGAAUUAGCGCAUCGCCCAAUGGCGGCAGCGGCGCUGGCGGCGGCAUCGGCAGCGGUGGUCGGGGCAGCAGCAGUGAUGGCAGUGGCAGCAGCAGCGGUGGAGGGGCUGCCGGUAGCAUUGAACUGUUAUGUCCACCCAGUGGGAGCAGCAGCAUUAGUGGCAGUGGCAGCUUUAGCAGCAGCGGUGCCAGCACAACUGCAACUAAUAGCACCAGCGUGAGUUUGAGUGUGCCGCCAACGUCGACGCCAGCAGCGGCAGCGGCAGCGGAGAACAGCAGCGAGAGCAACAAUAAUGCGAAUGCCAAUCGUAAUCUGAGCUUACAACUGUCUAAUAAUAAUAACAAUACGAACAACAAUAAUAACAACAACAGUAACCACAACAACAAUCAUUAUCACGGCGGCAGCACAAAUCUAAUCAGCGGCAUCUGCAGCAGCAUUUGGCGCACCGCAACCUUUGGCAGUGCUGCCCCCAUUGCAAGCAUAAUGGCUGCCAACGGCGGCGGUGGCGGCAGCGGCGUCGCAGUCGCAGUCAGCAGCGGCAGUUACACGUCCAGCGCAGCCUCGAUAUCGCCAGCAGUCGACGAGGUGUGCAUUGUUGAGCAGCAGCAGAGCAAGCGUACGGUGGCCACCAAUACUAAUGCAAACAUGCAAGAAAUUCAAAUGCAAAUCCAACUUUGUGUGGAUCAGGAUUCUCAAACUUACCUAGGCGCCAACGAACUGGACGAUGAGCUAAUCAAACAACUGCCAAAGGAGGUGCUGCUGCGUGUUUUCUCCUACCUGGACGUUGUCUCGCUAUGCCGCUGUGCUCAGGUGUGCAAAUAUUGGAACGUACUUGCCCUAGACGGUUCCAGCUGGCAAAAAAUCAAUUUAUUCGAUUUUCAACGUGAUAUCGAGGGUCCGGUGAUUGAGAAUAUAUCGCAACGAUGCGGCGGUUUUCUCAAGUCACUCUCGUUGCGUGGUUGCCAAUCCGUCGGAGAUCAGUCCAUCAAAACUCUAGCGAAUCACUGCCACAACAUCGAGCACUUGGAUCUGUCGGAGUGCAAAAAGAUCACAGAUAUAUCCGUCACAGACAUCAGUCGCUAUUGCAGCAAGCUGACCGCCAUUAAUCUGGACUCCUGCUCCAAUAUCACCGAUAAUAGCCUCAAAUAUAUAUCCGAUGGCUGUGCGAAUCUACUGGAGAUAAACGUGUCGUGGUGCAAUCUGGUCUCAGAGAAUGGCGUCGAGGCGUUGGCACGUGGCUGUGUUCGGCUGCGCAAGUUCAGCAGCAAAGGUUGUAAACAGAUUAACGACAAUGCCAUCACGUGCCUGGCGAAAUACUGUCCCGAUCUAAUGGUGCUAAAUCUACACAGCUGUGAGACCAUCAGCGAUGCGUCAAUAAGGCAGCUGGCUGCCAGUUGCCACAAGCUGCAGAAGCUGUGCGUGUCCAAGUGUGUGGAGCUAACUGAUCUCUCGCUGAUGGCGCUGUCGCACCACAACCAACAGCUCAACACACUGGAGGUGUCUGGCUGUCGCAAUUUCACAGACAUCGGCUUUCAGGCGCUGGGUCGCAACUGCAAGUAUUUGGAGCGCAUGGAUCUCGAGGAGUGCAGCCAGAUAACAGAUCUAACGCUGGCACACUUGGCCAUGGGUUGUCCCAGUCUCGAGAAAUUGACUUUGUCGCACUGCGAAUUGAUCACCGAUGAUGGCAUUCGGCACUUGACCUCGGGCAGCUGUGCGGCCGAAAGUUUGUCUGUGUUGGAACUGGACAAUUGUCCACUGAUCACGGAUCGCACGCUGGAGCAUUUAGUGUCGUGUCACAAUCUGCAGCGGAUCGAGCUAUUUGACUGCCAGCUCAUCUCACGCGCCGCCAUACGCAAGCUAAAGAAUCAUUUACCAAAUAUCAAGGUGCACGCCUAUUUUGCGCCUGUAACACCGCCAGCGGUGACGACUGGACAUCGGCCCCGUUAUUGUCGCUGCUGUGAGAUUCUCUGAGAUACGGCCAUUGGCUUCGCCAGGCGAAUAAUGCGCAAAUCUGCGACAGACUGAUGUUGGCCCAUCAGCAUCGUGGUGAUGACGGUGGUCCUAACCCUGACGCUCAUCGCGAUGCUCUAUUUGAUCGAUAUCUACUGGUGAAUGUCUAGCCACAAAAACCAAGCAAAAUACAGAUGCAUAGACACACACUCACACAUAGUCACAUACACCCACACACACACAGACACAUGCACGCCACUCUGUGUAUAACUAAAGCAAGAUUCUAAUAUGGAUUUUUAAGCAGAAACCGAUAAACGAAUCGAAACCAAGCGAAAUUCGUAACAUUUUAGUAUUUAAAUUUUGUGCGCGAGUUUCUAAAACUCCACCGUCAAUAUACAUAAAUGUAAAAUUGUGAUUAUUUUAUUUAAUAUGCUAAGCUGUUAACUAGAUAACCAUUUACUUUUAUCACUACUACUAUUUUAUUUUCCUGUCACUCGUGUGCAUUAAGUAUUAGCCUCUUUUUAAUUUGUAUCUUCGUCUGUUCUCUUUUUUUGUUUGGAUUGUAAGCAGCUUUCAAUUAGCUUCCGUAGAUGUAAAUAUGUAUACUUUAUGUUUAAUAUUCCACACACACACACUCACUCACACACUCUUGGACAGUCACACACACACUCUCACACAGAUAGCUUGAGGUAUGCAUGCUGAUUAAGUUUUGAUUAAAUGCUGCAUAUUUUAUUGGAAUAUUACUGAGAUUUGAACAAAGUCUAAACAUGUCGAUAGAACCACUGAGCGUUCACCCAAACACACACACACACUUUAAGCUAUUCCCUAAUAAUUGUUGCUAAAUCGUAUUUUUUUUUGUGUAUAGUGCCAGGUAAAUCCGUAUGUAAGCGUAUUUAAACUAGAACAUAAUACACAAACUAUGUUAAACGCAAAUUGCAAUUUGUAUAUUACAACAGAACAAAAACUAAAAAAAACAAAAA